Messenger RNA from Elgaria multicarinata webbii, 846 nucleotides. Its product is annotated as 1-acyl-sn-glycerol-3-phosphate acyltransferase alpha-like. NCBI's taxonomy places the organism in Eukaryota, Metazoa, Chordata, Lepidosauria, Squamata, Anguidae. Gene Ontology annotation, cellular component: endoplasmic reticulum; membrane. Gene Ontology annotation, molecular function: 1-acylglycerol-3-phosphate O-acyltransferase activity. Bases 1 to 837 code for a protein of 278 amino acids. Gene Ontology annotation, biological process: phosphatidic acid biosynthetic process. The transcript is spliced from 6 exons. The record is from RefSeq and is a predicted model, not a curated record.
AUGGCCCACUCUCUCGGCCUAAUCAAUUUCUUCCUUUUCUUCAUUGCAGGGCUGCUUCUCUAUCAGUACAGCAACACCUUCAGAUAUUACUUUAAGGUUUAUUUUUUGUAUGGUUGGAUAGUUUUCUGGUCUGUUGCUUUCCUUCCUAUCAUAUUAAUCCGGAGAAGAACUGUGGAAAAUGGAAGAAUCCUUCGCCUCGUUAUGGUCCCUCUGAAAUACAUCUAUGGCAUUAAGUUGAUUGUGCAGGGUGCUACAAACUUAGACCUGAAAGGGCCAUAUGUCAUUGUUGCCAACCAUCAAGGCAGCCUGGACUGGUUUGGAAUGUUUCAGAUCUGGCCACAGCGAUCCACCCUCAUUGUCAAGAGAGAGGUCUUAUACUAUUUUUUUGUCGGUUUGCACUGCUGGCUGGCUGGCUUUUUUUUCAUUAACCGCAAGAAGAAAGAAGAAGCUAUUGAGACCAUGUCAACAAUACGGGAUGUCAUGGUUCGAGACAAGCUACGAGUUUGGGUGUUCCCUGAAGGCACUCGAAACUAUGAAUCCAGCAUGCUGCCUUUCAAAAAAGGGGCCUUCCAUCUGGCCAUCCAAGCCCAGGUACCCAUUGUUGCUGUGGUGAUGUCCUCCUUCCAGCCGUUCCUUAACACGAAGAUGAAAAAAUUCACAACAGGGGAAGUGACAAUCCGGAUUCUCCCACCAGUGAAGACCGAGGGACUGAGUUCAGCUGAUGUCACAGAAUUAAUGAACCGUGUGCGGGAGACCAUGCUCUCCACCUACCAUGAGAUAUCUAAAGAUUAUGGGAAGCAAGCAUCCAUCACCAAAGAAGGCAACUGCAAAACCUAAUUGCUCUCA